This is a messenger RNA of Polistes dominula (European paper wasp), 1035 nucleotides long. RefSeq names its product PRA1 family protein Jwa (gene Jwa). The record is from RefSeq and is a predicted model, not a curated record. Gene Ontology annotation, cellular component: membrane. Lineage: Eukaryota; Metazoa; Arthropoda; Insecta; Hymenoptera; Vespidae.
ACAUUUAUUCUACAAUUACCAUGAAUACAGUGUGUUUCCAUGAAAGUUCGAUCAAGUGAAUGGGGGCGACACUAAAGCAUCUAUAGGAGAUGUUAACUAGAGUAAAUGUAGAUAUAUCUUGUAUACCAUUUGUCACCCUUGAUUUUUUCUGAGAACGUCAUCGUCCAAAAAUAUUGAACUACGUAAGAGAAAGAUAAUAAAAUCGAGUGAAACUUUAUUAAUCUGCAGAGUUUUUUUAAGCGGCAAUUGUUGAGGAGAAUAAGAAUAAAGUUAUUAAAUACAAUGGAUAAAACAAAAAUCGAUAGUAAUUUCGAAUUGGCACCUCUUCGGAGUUUAGAUGAUUUUUUGUUAAAAUCAGCUCGUUUUCAAAUACCAAAUUUUAAAGAUUUUGAUAAAUGGGGCAACAGAGUCGUCAAUAACAUGCUUUAUUAUCAAACAAAUUACUUGUUCAUGGCUGUGGUUAUUUUUCUCAUCGUAGGAUUAAUUCAUCCUGUCAAAAUGUUCGUUGGAAUGGUAGCAAUGGUAAUAAUUGUAGGAGGUUUCGCUUAUGUAUCAACGGAGGGAAGAUUGAUACAUCAAUUUAAACAACAAUAUCCAGGUGUAGGUAUAAUUGGAAUAAUAUUGGUAGCAGGUUUUGCUACUUACACCUUAGGAUCCCUCUUAGUUUUUUUACUUGGCAUUUUGCUACCAUUUUCAGUUAUAUUUAUACAUGCUUCUUUGAGAUCGAGAAAUACAAAAAACAAAAUUGUUAAUAAAAUUGAAGGCAUCGGCUUGACACGAACACCAAUGGGUAUUUUUUUGGAACAUCUUGAUGUGAAGAGUGCGACGUUACGUUACCAAAAGUAUUUUAAUAAACUACACGAUUAACAACCAGCUUUCAAAUAUGCAAUUGUACUAUAUUUAAUGGCUUCCAUUAAUGGUCAUCCAUAAGAAUCAUUACUUUCCAUGGAAAACAGGCUCUUCAUAUAAUAUUAAUUAUAUUUUAUUACCCUGUAAUUUAUACAAUCACAUAAUUUGAAUAUUCUUUUUUUUAUA